Peronospora belbahrii is the source of this 324-nucleotide messenger RNA. Lineage: Eukaryota; Oomycota; Peronosporomycetes; Peronosporales; Peronosporaceae. The record is from the annotation of a GenBank genome assembly.
AUGACCACUGCUCCGAAGAAACUCGAUGUGUACUCGACCACGAACGAUUACUCCAAGACCUACGUCUUUCACGACGAAGAUCAUACACUUGGUAAUGCUUUGCGAUACGUAUUAAUGCGCAACCCUGACGUUGAAUUUUGCGGCUAUACGAUUCCACACCCCUCAGAGCCCAGAAUGCAUAUUCGUCUACAGUCUCGUAAAGGUGCACCAGCUGACGAGGCACUACGUUCGGGGUUGACAGAUCUUCGUAAAGUAUCGGCGCAAAUUGGAGACGCUUACCGUAAAGAGCUCAAGGCGUUCAAGCGCAAGACACGCAAGAAUUAG